Molecule: messenger RNA, 822 nt
Organism: Emericellopsis atlantica
Lineage: Eukaryota; Fungi; Ascomycota; Sordariomycetes; Hypocreales; Bionectriaceae
Product: AIG2-like family-domain-containing protein
Exons: 4
Coding region: 92-595 (167 amino acids)
Source: RefSeq, a predicted model, not a curated record
GUGCAAGCCAACGUUGAAAGAUCAAUCACUUCGCCCAAGACAGUAACUACGACAUCACCAACCCACUAUUGCGAGUCAAAAUCCAUCCAACAUGAGUGGUGAACACACAGGCUUCUUCUAUGGUACCUUGAUGGCGCGCGAGGUGUUCUACAGCGUCUGCUACGGCCAGUCGGACCCGCCAGCUGCAUUCAAGAAGAUGCACACCUUUUCUCCAGCUUUGCUCGAGGGCUACUGCCGUCACCGCGUCCAGUACGCCGACUACCCAGGCAUCAUCGCCGAAGAGGACCACCGCGUCAUGGGUGUCUACGUCACUGGUCUGACGGACGCCAACAUGGUCAAGCUGGACUACUUUGAAGGCUCCGAGUACAAGCGCCAAAAGGUCAAGGUCCAGUUGCUAGACGCGGAGGAUGGCAAGCCCGUGGAGGGCGAGGAGAAGGAGGCCGUGACCUAUGUCUACAUGGACCCCAAGGGUCUCGAACACAAGGAAUGGGACUUUGAGCAGUUCCGCAAGGACAAGCUGCGGUUCUGGAUCCGUGACGGAUGUGCGAAUGAAGAUCCCGACGACAAAGCUGCGGUGGAUGAAGAGACCAAGUAGGCGACCUUGUGGAUAUCUGGGGCGCUUGUUGGUGUCGCCGGCCGCGUGAUCUAUCGUGGGCGCGUAGUAGUGCGUUCGGAGGAUAAGCGGUGAGGGACCCGGGAGACUGGUAUGAAAGGUUAUGAAUUUGGGCAAGGUCAAAGCGUCCUGAGCGCGUCCUGGAAACCUUUAGAAACACGCACCCGGUGUGACCUGAUGAGAUAAAUCUGAUUUCCAGAUAAAACUAC